GCCGGAGCUGGCAGGGGCGGCGCUGAGCGCGCAGGAGGCGGAGCUGCCGGCGCGCCCAAGCAGGCCUGAUCCGCUCCCCGGUGUGGGCGCCCGCUAGUCGUCCUGCCUGGGCUCCGCUGUGCUGCCCGGGAUGGGGCGCAGGAGCCGCUGUUGCAGCUGGCCGGGCAGCCGCCCUCUCUGAGGCCGGGCCGGGCUGGGCUGGAGCCGGGGGAGCCGCCGCGCCGUCCCCUGAGCCGCCCGGCCCGGGCGCCGAGAGACAGCGGCACCACGAGCGCACGGCGCGGCCGGGAACGAGCAGGAGGCUUGGUGCCUGGGCCAGAGCCCCCUACACUGUGCCCCCCUGAUGCUGGCUGGCCUGUGCCCAGAAGAUGAGCAGAUUGCUGGUGGGAGUGACCCUGGAGAGGAUCUGCAAAGCUGUGCUGCUCUUAUGUUUACUGCACUUCCUCAUCAUCAUGAUCCUCUACUUCGAUGUCUACGCCCAGCGCCUGGACUUUUUCAGCCGCUUCAAUAUGCGCAACUCCUCCCGCACUCUGCCCUAUGCCAAUGUCUCUCGGCCUAAUGGGACCACCGGGCCUCUGGGCCCUGAGCUCCUGGCCCCGAGUACGAAGUCUGUCAGUAUCAACAGCACUGUCACCGAGAAGCCCUUACCACCUUGCCCAGAGAUGCCUCCUGGCCUAGUGGGCCGGCUCCUUAUCGAGUUCAGCACUCCCAUGAGCAUGGAGAGGGUGCAACGGGAAAACCCAGAUGUGCGGGAGGGCGGCAAGUACUCUCCCCCAGACUGUGUGCCUCGCCAGAAGGUGGCCAUCCUCAUUCCGUUCCGGCACCGGGAGCACCACCUCAAGUACUGGCUGCACUACCUGCACCCAAUUCUACGGCGCCAGAAGGUGUCUUAUGGCAUCUAUAUAAUUAACCAGUAUGGUGAAGACACCUUUAACCGAGCUAAGCUGUUGAAUGUGGGCUUCCUAGAAGCCCUUCGAGAUGAUGAGAGCUAUGACUGCUUCAUCUUCAGCGACGUUGACCUGGUGCCCAUGGAUGACCGGAAUCUCUAUCGCUGUUAUGACCAACCCCGGCACUUUGCUGUUGCCAUGGAUAAGUUUGGCUUCCGGCUGCCAUACUCUGGCUACUUCGGAGGUGUCUCUGGCCUGAGCAAGACACAGUUUCUGAAGAUCAAUGGCUUCCCUAACGAGUACUGGGGCUGGGGUGGGGAAGAUGACGACAUCUUUAACCGGAUCUCGCUUAAUGGCAUGAAAGUGUCACGUCCUGAUGCCCGCAUUGGGCGCUACCGCAUGAUCAAGCACGAGCGUGACCGACACAACGAGCCCAAUCCCCAGCGGUUCACCAAAAUCCAGAAUACCAAGGUGACCAUGAAACGCGACGGCAUUGGCUCGCUACAGUACCGCCUGGUGGAGGUGGUUCGUCGUCCCAUGUACACCAAUGUAACCGUGGAGAUUGGCCGCCCACCACCACGCCCCCCUCGGGGCUGACUCUUUGCUGCCUGGCUCUGCCCAUGGCCCCAUGCAUGAGGAGCUGUGCGGAUCCCAGCCCUGACUGGCUCAGAGGACUGUGUCCUGGCUUGGAGGAGCUGUCUGCCUCCUUUGUGGGGAUGCGGGAAAGGCCAAGAAUACAUCUUCGCCUUUCCCCAGCCUUUGGCUGAAGCCCAUCUCCUGAUCACUAGUCAGUUCCCCACAGUGCCCUUCACAGGUUGGGGAGGAAGUGUGUGUGUGUCAUGGUGCCUGGUGCAGCACUUAGGGGUCCUGGGCACAGCCAAGCCCCACUCCUGGUUGGAAGGCACUGAGAGCAGAGAAACCUUGUGCAGGUUCUUGAACCUCCCUAUCCUCUCCCAGAACUUUUCACAGAGCGGCAUCCCUUAAGGAUCCCGGAAGUACAGUACAGGUAGUUGUUUACCUUUCCUCUCCGUGUGCAAGAGUGCCGUUUGAGCCUUCCUUCCAGGGGAUGGCCUGGCAUUGCGACAAAUGCCAGCUCGCAAGGUGUCCAGGUGGUUCACUCGUGCCCAGCUGAGGAGAAGCUCUUCCAAAGGAGAAGCUCUAAUGGGCCUGGCCACUGCCCACCUCCAUUCAUGGCUUGGUGCUGUCCCCCUGCUGGGCCCUGGGUGUCACUUCUGGCUCCAGUAACACAGGGGCGUUUUAUACAAAACCCUCAUUAGAAUACUUGAGUGCUUCCUGGGUUAGUGUGACAGGUAGCCUGUCUGUCAAGGGACAACAGGUCACUCUUCCUAGCAGUGUUUGCUCUUCUGUCUGUGAAUGGGGAAUGUUGGUUGGGCAGCAAGGGUGGAAUCAAAAUGGCAUGGUUCAGCCUACUCUCUGGUGUGGGCUGGCUUCUCUUUUUUUACAGGCACCGAUGGGCCUAUGGCCAUGGCUACAGAACAGAGGAAGGUGAAGUUGGCUUCUUGCUGCCUGUCCCCUACCUCUCACCUCCAACCCACUUACCCCAUACCAACCCCCACUCACCAAUAAACCUUCCCGCCAUCUGCCAGGCAACCUGCCGUUGACCACUCAUCAUGCCCUGCCACCACCUGAGGCCAGGCCCCUGGGUCCGUCUGCUCAUGACACAUGGUGGCCGUGUGCCUAAUUCCUGGAGCUAGGAAGCUGCUGGUGUCCCUCAUCUCUGGUUAUGGUGCCUGGCAGGUAGAAUCUCCUGCACUGGUA
Molecule: messenger RNA, 2666 nt
Organism: Zootoca vivipara (common lizard)
Lineage: Eukaryota; Metazoa; Chordata; Lepidosauria; Squamata; Lacertidae
Gene: B4GALT2
Product: beta-1,4-galactosyltransferase 2
Biological process (GO): carbohydrate metabolic process
Cellular component (GO): Golgi apparatus
Molecular function (GO): galactosyltransferase activity
Source: RefSeq, a predicted model, not a curated record